Molecule: messenger RNA, 1317 nt
Organism: Rotaria sp. Silwood2
Lineage: Eukaryota; Metazoa; Rotifera; Eurotatoria; Philodinida; Philodinidae
Source: the annotation of a GenBank genome assembly
AUGUCUGGUGACUUAUUUGGCCCAUUACGAUGGCGAUGGAAGUCUGAACAGCAAGUAAAAAUACAAACAAAAAUGUAUCAGCAUAAUGGUACAAUUGAUCUGACAGUAGAAGGUAUUGAUUCACAAAAUCAAGCAGUAUAUCAAGAAUUUAUGUCAUUCUUAAGUUGGUUACGCAAUUGUGCUGUAUUUCGAGAUCUUGAUUCAGGAGUUUCACCGCGUGCUUUAAAACCGGAAAUUCGUGAUCAAUAUCUUGACAUGGAAGCAAAAAUUGGAAAUAUAACUGAUCCAGAUCGGACAUCAGUUGAUAUAUGGAAAAGUUUGAAGGGUCCUAAUGCUUCACGUGAAACACGUAUGGAAGUAGUAGCAUGCAUAGCUGUUUGUCAAUUCUAUUGUCGAUUAGAAGGUGGAUUUAUUCGUGAUUGGGUUGUGGGUAAUUAUUUCUCAAGACCAAGUAACCUACCAUCAAAUCAAUGGAUUCAAUAUUCAACAACUAGUAUACCAAUAUUACCUAAAGAUCUUGUCCCAGCAGAUCUUGAUUGCAUUCUACCAUACUCGAAAAUUUUUGACAUUGAAGCUUUUAUAGAUGCAUUAUAUGGCUAUGGAAUUGUAGCAAGAGUAUUUCGACAAGACUGGCGUUACGUACUCUUGAUAGAUGAAAAUACCAAGACAGGUCCGUUUAUGAUGGAUUUAAUUGAACCACAUAUUGCUCAAACACAUGAUCGAACUGAUUUUGAUGUUAGUAAUUUAACAUUAGAACGAAGAUAUACGAAAGAUUUGGGUAUGCGUGUUGACAUCACUCGUUUAUCAGAUCCAAUUCAACUCGAAACAAUUGUAGACAAUAUUCGUAAUAAAAAAUUUCAAGUUCUACGACCAAUCGAUAAAACGGUUACGAAACGCAUAGAGAAAAUGAAAUCAAGAGGAUGGACACAAAUUGGAACACCAUUGUCAUUUAUUCCAGAUCUACCAUCAACUUACAAUGCUGUUCUUAUGCUAUAUCCACCUACAACAGUACUCUAUCAGAAUCUUGUGACUCAAAUGAAAAAAAUACCUGGAGGACAUGUUAUAUCAAUUGAACAAAUAAGAAAUAGUAAUAUUGAAGCAUUGUAUGAAAAUAUGAAAGAAACAAUAGCAAAAGAAUGUCCUGGUAAGAAUCCAAAUGAACGAGAAUUAUUUCACGGCACUCAUGGUGAUGCAAUGAAAGGAAUAAUUAACAGAGGUUUUGAUGACCGAUAUUUUUCGCCGGAUGGAUCAUGGGGUAUGUUAACAGUUUCAUUUUCAAACUGUUUUUUUUCGAUUUUUAGUAGACAAGAAAUAUAG